Messenger RNA from Patella vulgata (common limpet), 3615 nucleotides. RefSeq names its product NAD-capped RNA hydrolase NUDT12. The record is from RefSeq and is a predicted model, not a curated record. Gene Ontology annotation, molecular function: NADH pyrophosphatase activity; protein binding; metal ion binding. Gene Ontology annotation, biological process: NADP+ catabolic process; NAD+ catabolic process. Gene Ontology annotation, cellular component: cytosol. The transcript has 8 exons. The coding region runs from base 323 to 1813 and encodes 496 amino acids. NCBI's taxonomy places the organism in Eukaryota, Metazoa, Mollusca, Gastropoda, Patellidae.
UCAUUAUCGGAAUAAUUGGUUACUCAAUCCUGGAUAAAAUCUUGAAGAAUAAGGACAGAGUUAAGAAAUGACUCUUUAAUUAACAUUCCCAUAGAACUGCAUAUUUAUGCUUGUGAGAAGUUUGUUUAGAUGCAGUUUAGCUGUUACCCGUAGCCUUACCCUUAACCUUUGUAAAUAAAGAUCUUUUAGUAGCUGGCUUGCUACGUGUGAAAGACUUCCUACAGUUACAACAUUCAUCCAUUUUGGACAAAGUCUAAGUUUAGUUUCGAUUUCAAAGACCAAAGACACAUGAUUCCUGUCAUUGACAUCUCAUUUUACAAGAAUGUCUUCAGUAGAUCAAGAUGGUAAAUUUCAAGAGGUGGUCAAGGACAAUAUAGCAGAGCCUGAUUCUGUUAUUGACUCUGAAAUACCCACACAACCAGCUGUGAUAGACAUUAAAUUACAAAUGACCAACAGUUCCACAGAGAAUCAGUUAGACCCAGACUUUAUUAAAUCUGAUGUCACAUCAUUAGAUAAUUUAAACCAAUUAGAAACGAGGUUAUUUAAAUAUGCUGCUGCUGGUAAUACAGAGGAAGUUACAUCGAUACUAAAGAUAAAAGGGGCUAAUAAAAGUGUAAAUUGGAAGAAUGAUAGAGGAUGGACAGCAUUGAUGUUAGCUGCUAGAAAUAAUCAUGUUGCUGUUGCAAAAAUGCUGCUUGGUGAAGGUACAGAUGUGAAUAUUAUGAAUUCAUCUGGUCAGACGGCUCUAGAUGUUGCUACAUUCUGGAAUAAUCAAGAAAUAGUUGAUCUGCUAACAGGAAAGUCAAGACUGGAAGAAAAACAGCAACUUUACAAUUUCUUUUCCCAGAAUCCCUUGUAUCGUGCUUCAGAAAAAAGGAAUGAUAAGGCAUGGCUUCAGAAGGUUCAGAAAUUAUCAACAACAAAUUUUAUUAUCUUUUCUGAACUUAAUGGUUUUGUGACUCCUGUGAAGAACGCAGGUAGUGAGAAGAAGAGAUCAGGAUUUAAUCUGGGUUUAUUUCAAUACAAACAUUUGGCGGAAAUCUUAGCUAAAAAACCUCUAGUAGUAUUUUUAGGCCUAGAAACUUGGGAUCCUAAAUCUGUUGCUUGGUUUGCUGUGGAUGUUUCAGGAGAGGAAGAAAAUUUAUUUAAAAAUGUACAUGAAGAUGGGCAAUUUAUCGAAGGCUUUCCAUUGGCACUGCAGAUGAUGAAAACAGAUGCAGGAAUUUAUGCCGAAGCAAGAUCAAUUUUAGCUUGGCAUGAUCGUUAUCAGUUCUGUCCAACGUGUGGUUCUUCAACACUCAUAGCUGAAGCGGGAUAUAAACGAGAGUGUGAGAACAAAGAUUGUAGAUCUCAUAAAGGAAUUCAUAAUACCAAUCACCCUCGUGUUGACCCAUCAAUGAUAAUGUUGGUUGUUUCCCCUGAAGGUAAAAGAUGUCUGCUAGGUCGUAAGAAAAGUUUUCCCCCCAAGAUGUAUUCCUGUUUGGCUGGCUAUCUGGAACCAGGUGAAAGUAUUGAAGCAGCAUGUCAACGUGAAGUAGAAGAGGAGAGUGGUAUUAAAGUUGGUCAUAUAGAAUAUCAUUCUAGUCAACCCUGGCCGUUUCCUGCUGUUAUAAUGUUAGGUUGUAUAGCCCAUGCUAAAACAGAUAAUAUUAAGAUUGACCCAGAGGAGUUAGAAGAUGUUAGAUGGUUUACAAAACAAGAUGUUCAGUCUAUGGCCAAUAGAACACAUCCAUUAGAAUUCUUUUUCCCCCCAGCACAAGCUAUUGCUCAUCAACUUAUCAAAACAUGGAUUAACCCGACUUCUAACCUUUAACCUGUUCACUCCUGAACCUGGUUUCAUGGAUCUUUUGUAAUAACCCACAUAAAUAUCCAUCUAUAUUCACUGAAUAUAAAAUAUUGUAUUAAGGGCAUUAUAACUGUGAAAAUAUUUGUAAAUGUCUCUGUCAUAAUUGAAAGAGAAAUGAGGUGCUAUGAUUGUUUGUAACUAGUGUUUCAAUUAGUGUGUCUAUGUGAUCUAUGCAAUAUUAUUAAUGAAAUUUAUGAUUCCAGUUGUAAAGAUUAUGUUAAUUGUAAUAAACUAAAUCAUUUAAUUUUGAUUAUGAUAACAAGUAAACCAGUUAAUACCAAGAAUUCUGUGAUUUUGCUAUGUAGUUAAUUUAUCCUGUAAUUUGCUCAAAAAUACAACAUUGUCAAACAUCAGUUAGGGACUAAAGUCUGCCAUUAAAGCUGCUUGACAAAACCAUAACACCAAUUUUGUUGUAAUCAAAUAAUGGAAUUGUCAAAAAAUGAAUUAAAUUUUAGCACAAUUGGAUGGCAGGCAAUUUACUCCCAUAAUGAGCAUUGAUGUAUUUGGCCUUUAUUACUUAUAUUAAUAAUUUUAUAAUCAGUGGAUUCUUUACAAGAUUUUCAUAUUUUAUAUAUUUCCUUGUAGUUUAUUAGUAUUUAUAAUCUGAUGAUAUCACAUUAAGUAAUUAUAACUUUGUGUAUUAGAAAGGUCUGUGUUGUUUGUCAGUAUCAUGGGCAGCCAUAUUUUACAGACCAUCCUUUGUGUGCAAAUGGGAUAUAAUUCUAAAAACCUUUUUGUCUUACAUUUUUUUCAACAUAUUUAGGUGUGAAAGUAUUGGACACGUUGGUCCAUGCCCCCCACUUCCACUUAAGUUGUCAAAAAUGUUUUUUUGGUUUUUUUUAACAACACCCUUUUACGAAAUUAAUUGAUGGCUAUGGACGAUAGUAUAGAAAUCUUGGUUUUUUUUCAUAUCUACAGCUAAGAAGUUUCAUAUUUUGUGCCUAAACCCCUAUGCCCUUUUUGGGAAAUCCUGGAUAAUGCCACUGAUUGAGAAAUUUCAGUGAUUUGAUUUUACUGCAGUGAUAUUCAGUUAUUAUACUGUAUUUUGUUUUAUAUUGAACCUCAGGGUUUUAUGUCUUUUAUAUACAUGUAUAUUUGAAUGUAUAGUGAUAAUUACACCAAUUGAAUCAAUCAAAGAGUGAGAAAUAUUGUGCAAUGCUGUUAAUGUUAUAAUUCUUGUUUUCUGAUAUAUUUUUUAUUGUUUAGUUGAAUGAUUUAUACUUUUAGUGAAUUUUAGUUGUUUAAUUAAGUUUGUAACUAUUUAUUUAGAUGUCUCUUAAGAGAGGAUUUAGUGGGGGUACAUUCAGCGCAUACUCCCAUCUGGAUCCAGGUGGUGCACUUUAGAAUCUGAUUCUUAUCUCAGAUCACUGAAUAUGGCAUUUCCGACUUCUAGUUUUCAAAAUAUGCCAGGGGAGGCUAUUGUGCGCUUUGUGCCCGCCGCGUCUGCAGUCCAACCGGAUAGUCUCUGGAUCCGCCUUUGUCCCUGCCUUGAAAAAGAGUAUCAAGAGCCCUGUGAUAUUGAUUUUCAAUCAUUUUCAUAUAAUUGAUCAUAAGAUUGUAUGUGAUACUGGCCUAACCCUCUCAAUUUUCUCCUGAUGUGUGAAGUUUCAAGAGUUAAUGAUCGCCUUCAUAUUUUAAGGUUAUAUAACCCCAAACAAGUUGUUUGUUGGGUUGGGCAGGGGGAUAUCAGUCUCAAUCCAUUUCUUACUUUUUAAAGUAAAUCACUAAUCUGUUAUUUGGCAUAUUCAUGUAUAUUUGGUAAAUAAAUA